AUGUCUCUGGCGGACGUCUUUCCCUUCUCGCACGCCACCGGGCACAUCUUCUCCACGAGCGAACGCGUUGCGCUGUCGACGUCGCUGCCGUUGCUCAUGGAGAAGAGUAAGCGCCGCACAAUGGUGGUGUGGGGAAAGGUGUAUGGCUACAAGAACGACUACACUAUCGUGCAGGCCUUCGACGACGACCUCGUCGCGCCGCCGGUGAUCUACUACUCCAUCGACGAGGGACUCUCGUUCGUCUACCUCGGCACCGCCGACUCGCUGAUGGAGCGCAGCGUCGACGAGGCGCAGAACGCGAAGCAGAAGCAGCUGCUCAUGUACAAACUGCGUGGCCCCUUCAUGGGCGACCCGUCGUAUGAGUACCGUGUCAUUGACGACCAGACCGGCAGCACGGCGAGCUACAAGGAGUCGCUACGCCUCGUGCUGUUCAUCGAGGCGCACGACUAUCACUGCCGCGUCGCGCCACGCGGGGCGUAUUACCGCGAGCUGCGCAACGCCACGCUUCCGGCGGAGAUCAAACGCAACACCGGCUUCGUGGGUCUGCGCCGUGCCUACGACGAGGCGCUCUCGCUUCGCAACUACUACCACCUGCGGGCGGAGAACCCGUACCUGAAGCUCAUUGAGCGCAACGAGGGCGGGCUGCUGUACGAGAAGUCCGGACUGGAGCGGCUCGAGGAGGAUCAGAACCUCGACGCCGUCUUCUUUCCAAUCAGCGACGAUCUGCCUGGUGGUGUGUGGCGACUGCGCUACGACCCGGUGCACAAUGUCGUCCUGGGCAUGAGCGCAAAGUUUGUCGGCUCCGUCUUCUACCACGUGCCGGAGACAAACAAGUACGGGACGGUGUACAUGGGUGACGGCAACAUCAACCACGACGUCGCCUUUGAGAUUUAA
This is a messenger RNA of Trypanosoma grayi, 894 nucleotides long. RefSeq names its product radial spoke protein Ci-RSP9. Gene Ontology annotation, biological process: axoneme assembly; motile cilium assembly; cilium movement involved in cell motility. The transcript has a single exon. Lineage: Eukaryota; Euglenozoa; Kinetoplastea; Trypanosomatida; Trypanosomatidae. Bases 1 to 894 code for a protein of 297 amino acids. Gene Ontology annotation, cellular component: axoneme. The record is from RefSeq and is a predicted model, not a curated record.